Glossina fuscipes is the source of this 1195-nucleotide messenger RNA. It is a transcript of the gene STUB1, whose product is annotated as E3 ubiquitin-protein ligase CHIP. The transcript has 5 exons. Bases 182 to 1051 code for a protein of 289 amino acids. The record is from RefSeq and is a predicted model, not a curated record. Gene Ontology annotation, cellular component: cytoplasm; Z disc. Gene Ontology annotation, molecular function: ubiquitin protein ligase activity; protein-folding chaperone binding. NCBI's taxonomy places the organism in Eukaryota, Metazoa, Arthropoda, Insecta, Diptera, Glossinidae. Gene Ontology annotation, biological process: protein polyubiquitination; positive regulation of proteolysis; proteasome-mediated ubiquitin-dependent protein catabolic process.
UCGUGCUGCACAAAAAAGAAAUAAUAGAAAAGGCAGAUCGUAAGAAACCAAAGAAAAUCGUAAGGGCUGGAUUUAUUAGUGGAAAUUUUUGAAACUUUAUACUUGAACAGAAGCUGCUCGUUUUUCUAGCCGUGGAAAACGGUGGCCGUAACUUAUAUUAUUUAUUUAUAAUUCCGAAGCGAUGAGUAGUAAACAUAUUUACUCCACCUGUAACUUAACUGACCUGCAGCUGAAGGAACAAGGUAACUGCUUGUUUUCCGCAAGGAAGUAUGAUGAUGCCAUCAAUUGUUACACAAAAGCUAUAAUAAAAAAUCCUACAAAUGCCACUUACUUCACAAAUCGGGCCUUGUGUCAUUUAAAAUUGAAACGCUGGGAUUUGUCCUGCCAAGAUUGUCGUCGCGCUUUGGAUAUUGACGCCAAUUUGCUCAAGGCUCAUUUCUUCUUAGGACAAUGCCUAAUGGAAUUGGAAAUGUAUGAUGAAGCCAUUAAACAUCUGCAAAGAGCGUUUGACCUUUCAAAAGAACAAAAACAAAAUUUUGGAGACGACAUAACGUCACAGUUACGUCUAGCUCGUAAGAAACGCUGGAAUGUGUUAGAAGAAAAACGUAUAUGCCAGGAAAUUGAAUUACAAUCCUAUUUAAAUAGGCUUAUUAAAGACGACAUGGAAUCCCGUUUGUCCAAGCUAAAAUUAGAUCAAAUUACAAAUGAGGAUUUGUUAAAAGAAAAACAACAAGAAAUCGAACAAGAGUGUGACGAUCAGGUAAAAGAAUUGAAUAAUAUCUUUGCCAAAGUGGAUGAACGCCGAAGAAAACGUGAAGUGCCCGAUUACCUUUGUGGAAAAAUUAGUUUUGAAAUUUUAACAGAUCCAGUCAUAACACCGUCAGGAAUCACGUAUGAGAGGAAAGAUAUUGAAGAACAUUUACAACGCGUUGGUCACUUCGAUCCAGUUACGAGGGUAAAACUUACGCAAGAUCAACUUAUACCGAAUUUUUCUAUGAAAGAAGUGGUUGACGCUUUCAUCGCUGAAAAUGAAUGGGCUUUGGAUUACUAAACCCUGCUUAUUAAAAAAAGUUUGUAAUUCAUGAUUUAGGUAUUUCCCAGUAAGCCCAGCGGUAAUUCAAGAUAAAAUAUUUUUAUAUUGCGCCUUACUUACGUACCCAAAUUUAUUUAUUAAUUGGUAAAAGAAAAGAAAAAU